This is a messenger RNA of Aspergillus terreus NIH2624, 2391 nucleotides long. RefSeq names its product choline/carnitine O-acyltransferase. Gene Ontology annotation, biological process: carnitine metabolic process. NCBI's taxonomy places the organism in Eukaryota, Fungi, Ascomycota, Eurotiomycetes, Eurotiales, Aspergillaceae. Gene Ontology annotation, cellular component: mitochondrion. Bases 1 to 2391 code for a protein of 796 amino acids. The record is from RefSeq and is a predicted model, not a curated record. The transcript has 3 exons. Gene Ontology annotation, molecular function: carnitine O-acetyltransferase activity.
AUGUCGUCGCCUCGAUCCCAGCCGUCCAUGGAGACAAAGAUCCAACCGACCUCCAAGGAGGGCACAUAUCAACCGACAGUCUCCCCCGACACGGCUCCCAAGAAACCCGGAUCGACCUUUUCGAACCAGGACACCCUGCCAAAGCUUCCUAUCCCGGACCUUGCAAGUACAUGCAAGAAAUAUCUGGAGGCUUUGUCCGCCUUGCAGACCCCGAGGGAGCAGGAAGAAACCAGGGCCGCCGUGCAGGACUUUCUGAAAUCCGACGGUCCCAUUCUCCAAGAGAAGCUGAAGAACUAUGCCUCGUCAAAGACCAGCUACAUUGAGCAGUUCUCGGUCGUCCUCAACCUCAACCCGUUCUUCUUGCUGGAGGAUGACCCGACCCCCGCAAGAAACCACCAAGUGACAAGAGCUGCCUCGCUGGUCGUCUCGGCUCUGUCCUUCGUGCGUGCUGUUCGACGUGAGGAGCUCCCUCCAGAUACCGUUCGCGGCACCCCGCUGUGCAUGUACCAAUACUCCCGACUGUUCGGCACUGCCCGUGUCCCCACUGAAAACGGAUGUGUGAUCAGUCAGGAUCCUCACGCAAAGCACAUUGUCGUCCUGUGCCGAGGCCAGUUCUACUGGUUUGAUGUGCUGGACGAGAACAAUGACUUGAUCAUGACUGAGAAGGAUAUUGCCGUGAACCUUCAAGUGAUCGUCAACGAUGCAGAGCAGACUCCUAUCCAGGAUGCUGCCAAGGGGUGCCCUCGGUGUUCUCAGCACCGAGAACCGCAAAGUAUGGUCGGGACUGCGCGAUAUCCUGACCAAGGACGAGGGAUCCAACAACGCCGAAUGCUUGAACAUCGUCGAUACGGCUCUAUUCGUUCUCUGCCUCGAUUAUACCCGAGCCCCGCAACACGUCUCAGCUUUGCGCCCAAUAUGCUUUGCGGUACCAGCGAGGUGGUCAAGGGAGUCCAAGUCGGCACAUGUACCAAUCGGUGGUACGACAAGUUGCAGAUUAUCGUAUGCCAGAACGGAAGUGCCGGGAUCAAUUUCGAACACACCGGCGUGGACGGACACACGGUGCUGCGGUUUGCCAGCGACGUCUAUACAGACACCAUUCUUCGCUUUGCCAGAACCAUCAACGGCCAAGGUCCCAGUCUGUGGGCGAGCACCAGCCCCGAUCCCUCGAAACGGGACCCCCGCAGUUUCGGUAACGUGAGUACGACUCCCAGGAAGCUCGAGUGGGAUAUGGUGCCGGAAGUGAGCAUCGCGUUGCGGUUUGCCGAGUCCCAUCUUUCCGACCUUCUGCAGCAACACGAGUUCCAUACCUUGGAGUUUUCAGGAUAUGGAAAGAACUUCAUCACUUCCAUGGGAUUCUCGCCCGACGCAUUCGUGCAGAUGGCUUUCCAGGCGGCCUACUACGGCUUAUAUGGACGGAUUGAAAAUACCUACGAGCCAGCCAUGACCAAAUUCUUCCUGCACGGCCGGACCGAGGCCGUCCGUACCGUCACCAAUGAAUGCGUUAAUUUCGUGAAGACGUUCUGGGGCGAGGUUCCACCACAGGACAAAGUGAACGCCCUGCGGAAGGCCACCGAGAAGCACACGGCUAUCACCAAGGAGUGUUCGAAGGGCCAGGGCCAGGACCGCCAUCUCUACGCAUUGUACUGCCUGUGGCAGCGGUCCUUCGACGAGGGCGAUGUCUCUGCGGGUAACAGCGUGGAAGGCAGCUCCAACGGGUACUCCAGUCCCACCGAGGGCUCCGGGGUGGCGUCGCCCAAGUUUUCCGCUUCCUUGUCGGAAGAUGGACUGUCCACCAGCAGCUACGGUCUGCGCGCGGUGCGGCCGGCGCCUCCGACGCCGGCGUUGUUCAGCGACCCCGGCUGGGACAAGAUCAACAACACGGUGUUGUCGACCUCCAACUGCGGAAACCCCUGUCUGCGGCACUUUGGGUUCGGCCCAACCUCGGCGGAUGGGUUUGGCAUCGGGUAUAUCAUCAAGGACGAGUCGAUCUCGAUUUGCGCCUCGUCCAAACACCGACAGACCGCGCGAUUGAUGCAAACGCUGGAAUCCUACCUGUUUGAAAUCCGGAAGCUGCUCCGGGCGACCAGCGGCAAGACCACGAGCCCGCGGACCAGUCGGGCGCGGGAGAUGGAAAUGAUGACCGAGCGGUUCCAGGGGGAGCACCGUCGGGGCCGGAUCGUCCGGGGCGAUGGUCAGAUCGCUCGGGGUGCCGAGACGCCCACGACGGACAGUGGGGAAUUGGAGGAUGACGGCAUGGGCGGAUAUGGGUUCUUCGAUGCCGGAAUGCUGCUCCAUGCGCUGAAGGGGUUGAAUGCAGAGCGGGAGCGGGGCGGUGACAAGCCCGAGCGACGACGGUUCGUCGGGAAGAAGUUGCGACUGAACGAAUACUGA